This is a messenger RNA of Temnothorax curvispinosus, 4578 nucleotides long. RefSeq lists its product as uncharacterized. Gene Ontology annotation, cellular component: nucleus. Gene Ontology annotation, molecular function: RNA polymerase II cis-regulatory region sequence-specific DNA binding; DNA-binding transcription factor activity, RNA polymerase II-specific. Gene Ontology annotation, biological process: regulation of transcription by RNA polymerase II. Bases 430 to 1236 code for a protein of 268 amino acids. The transcript is spliced from 4 exons. The record is from RefSeq and is a predicted model, not a curated record. NCBI's taxonomy places the organism in Eukaryota, Metazoa, Arthropoda, Insecta, Hymenoptera, Formicidae.
CGCACGACGAGGACGAGGCGCCUCAGUCGACCGCCACCCUUCGCGACCGACGGUUCUCGUCGCCGUUCUCCAUCUCGCCGGAGAGAAGAAGGGGAAUCCACCUGCCUGUGCCGGAGUGUUUAUCCUCUGCCUCACGCGCGAGCUUCUCAGCUCCGAGAUACGACCCACUGAGCGAGAUCUAGAGGUGCGCGUGUCACGGUACUCGCGGUGCGUGCGAAUCGCGGAGGGUGGACCGUGGGGGUGCGUGCGUAGCGGUGCAUUUGGAUCUCCCUCUCCCUUUUUCUCUUUCCCUCUGUCCUCAUAAGAGUGCGAGUUAUCAUGAGUCACUAUCGAGUUUGAGGAAUCUUCCCACGUCGCUGAGAAAGAAACGCUGAAUUCCAGAGGAAGAAUUUGACCAGCAUUCCCGAUUAGUCGCUUCCAACCAAAACAAUGAACGGACCAGUCUAUGCGUCAUCUUGUCCCGCGUUGCAGUCGAAUCUGUCGCUACACAGCUCAUCCUAUUACAGCGAAUAUAGCGGCACCACGCGAAGACGACUAUCCUCAACGGGCGAAGCGGAUACUUCCGCAACGUCGAGUUACGAGGGUAGUGACAGCUCCGAGAACAGCGACGAGUCUCGUCUCGAUCCGGUUAGCCAGAUGGAACGAGAACAACUCGAAACUUUCUUCCGCGGAUUAAAAUCGCAGGUAUUCGUCUGUGAAUCACUGGCGAACCUGUAUCUCGGUAGCGCCUCUCAGACAGAGAGGUGGGAGCUCCGUUUCACCGGAAUUCCCGUGGUGGUUCUGGAUCUUGGGGAGACACGAUCAAGAUCCAAGAGACGGAUUCAAAUCUUACUGGCAGAACGCGGUACUUGCUUCACCCUCUGGCGCGAAACUAUUGACAACCUCUCAUCGUACAAGGUGUCGGGGCCAGCUUUUCACACGAUGUGUCUCUCGUCGGACCACACUCGCUUGGCCGGGCUCAGCUUCGACAAUUCAAAGGCAGCGAACGAUCUAUGGCAACACAUAGAGCGUCUCGUGUCCUGCCCGGAGAACAUCAGCCUGUCGGCGCCGGGCAAGAAGAAGAAGAAGCCAGUGCAGAAGAAGGUGGUGCUGCCGGCUAAGAGCAACAUCAGUCAGCCAUGCCAGUUCCAGCACGUGACCAGUGUGGAUGCGGCCGAUCGUUCGCGUUACUUCUCGCUGCAGACAUUGGUACCGGCGCUGAGCGAACUGGAGAGCUCGCUGGAGGCGAACUUCUGAGACAAGUCCGACGCCUUCAAGCUCUCAUAGGAUCGACGCAGCGCGGCACCCGACUCCCGCCUUCUUCCCCGGAAGUAAUCCCACCGAGAAAGAAGGAUCCGGUUAAUGUCGCGUGCGGGAGAAACAGAUCAAGUCUAGGAGAACUCGCACACGGGGGUCUCGGAUCGCGCGAAUGUGUUGAGAGCUGUCGAAGGAAGGCGAACGCUGGAAGGCGACACCGCGGAUUUCAUCGGAAAUCCUUUUAUCUUCUUGCUCUUUCUCCGAAGUAGUUGUAGAAGGUCUAGGACCCAAGACGGGGAGGAGAUAUAUCGACGAAGCUUUAACGACGACAAAAAGAGAAGGCGGGAUACUUUUCCUCGAAGAGCCCUCGCGGCUCCCGUAGUUUUACUCGGAUUCAUCUUUAUCUUCUCUCGUAUCCCACCCGAUAUAAUCAACCAACUAGUUGGUAAGAGUUAACGGUUAAGUAAGACGCGCUGAAUUCCGAUUUCCGCGUUAUCCCUGGUUCUCGCGCGCAUCGACCGGAUCAGCGUCGUCUCGAAACGAGGAGCCGAGAAACUGAACUCGAAGGAUCUGGCCUCGAAAAGGCAAAGAAGCGCGAAGCAAUCGUGACGCGACAGAAGAAAGGUGUCUUUCCCCGAAAUAGGCUAAUCCGUUAGUGUCACGCGCGCGAACUACGAGAUCGUCCGCAGGCCAAGGCGGAACAUUCAUCAAUCCUUCUGAGCACUCUCGAGAGUGACUGCGAUUGAUGUCCGCGACUGCGAAUCCUGACUGUAAAGCCCCGGGCGAAACAGAAAGUAUCCCCGAGGCUCUCUGGUGAGACUCUCCGAGUCUUACGUCGCACACCGUUCCACUCUCUUCCUCUUCGAGGAGUCCUUCGAGUCGUAACUAUCGAUGUCGUGAGAUUUAUUAUAGACGCAAAGAAAGUCUCUAUCAAAUGUUACGGCGAUAAAUGAUCUAUUCGUGAUAAACGUUCUCGUCCGGAGAACGCUUUUGAUAGAUUAUUUCAUUAUCAUUAAUGCAUCGCACGAAUAUCUGGUGUUAAACUUUUAAUUUCUGGAUUAAAGUAGGACAAGAAAUUCAAUCAAAAUGAAAAUUAAAGGUGAUGAUAUAAAUGGUAGAAGUAAAGGUUCGUUUUAAUUAGGUAUAUAAAAUACAUUUACCGCCUUUUUAUUUCGUGUAAAAUAGAGAAAUUUUUGUUUAUAUUUUUAUUUCGCGUGUACGAUUAUAUUCCACGUGUACGUAUUUUAAAGGAUCUUUAGAGAUUUAAAAAAACAGUCUUAUCGCACCUGCAAUUCGAAUGCGGCGAUGUAAUGUGAGGGGAAGAACAAGCGCUUUCGUAAUGGAAUGUCAAAGACGCGAAACCUUGACACGAAAACCAAACAGCGAAGCAUGCGAUUAGAAAGAAUCAUGCAAAUAUAUGCAAAAUGUAUUUCCGGGGACAUCGUAUCGGUUGUAUACACAUUGUUGCUAUUCACUGCGGAAAGAAAGCUUUCUCCCCGGCGAGUGAAGGACUCGUACGGUUUGUAAUUAACGGCGCGCGCUGCCACGGUGAAAACGGCAUCAAAGAGGCUUUCAAAGUACACGAUGUGAAUAAUUGCGACGAAAUCGUCAUUACGACGUAAUUAAGUUUAAUGCUUUCCCGACUGCAUUCACCAUAAAAUGUCAAUAACUUCACGGAGAAAGACUUGACAAUGGAAUGGCAAUUAUCUUCAAUUGAAGGACAAAUCAAUUUGUUUUACUGUUGAUUAAAGAAAGGCCUGCCAAUUCAACUAAUUCAUGUGUUGCAGCAACGUGGCUUAGUAUAGUAAUUCAAAUACUGUUAGACAAGAUGUCAAAGAAAAAAAUUGACACCGUCGAAAAAAAGGAGCCAAUUCUUCAUAACGUAGAAUGUUAACGUAAAACAAUUCAUUGACGUCUCUAUAUUGUGGAUAAUUAUAAGUACGCAAUAUUGAUGCGCGAUUUCGGUGAGCGAUAGGAGUCGAUAAAUCAAAGAACGAAAUACUGCCGAACAAUUGAAAUGCAAAAUAAACUGUUCAAGAUUAAGAGCGACGGCGAAUACUGGAAACAAAUAUUGUGCCAAAACGUACUUGAGCCAAUAAGAGAGCGAGUUUUAAUUCAUUGAUAUUUGAAGGAACGAGUAUCAUGCGCUUCCAUUUGACACAAGACUUAAAAAGCCAGUCCAUUACAUCGUAAUUAAGAUUAUUGCAACAAAUUGACCAGCGUGUUUCCAGUAGGCUCGUAACGCUCGCGUAACACAUUACGAUGUUAAUUAGAUUACUAAUUAGGUAGAAUUAGUCGGAUUGACGUGUCCAUCUAUAACAAAUCCUACUUCCUACCCUUCGAGUCGUUAAUGUGUCCGUAGAUUUCGGUAGAAAUUCUCGAUCUUGUUGUCGACAACGUGUACGCUCGAUAAAAUGUUAAACUAUGAAGAUCUACAAUCAUCAAUUCUAUCCAAGUGAAAUAAUAUUAAAGAAUUGAUUUUUAAAUAGACGUUCUUGGGUCAAACUGGGACGUUUUAUGUCGUAGUAAAAAUAUUUAUUAUCCUUGUAAGGAUAAUUUAACUUUAUCUCGAAUACGAAUCGGUUAUGUCUUUUUAAUUUUAUACUGAAAUCUUUUUUUAACCAACCUCAUUAAUCUUUCUUUCGUAUUAUUUCACUUAGACGUACUUGGUCCAUAGCUGAAAAUGUGAAGAUGAGUAUUCUUCCCGAGAAAGUCGCGCGCGAGAAUGUCGUUUUACGACGUUCGCAAGAAGACUGGUUUCACGAUUCCGCGAAUGUAGGCACAGUUAACAAUAAGUACCUAUGUAGUAAUAGUGGUCAUUAAAACUUGAUUUUAUCCUUAGGAUCAUCUAUACGCGAACGUCUCUUCAGCGUCAUCCUCGUUUACGUCGCUUCGAAACUUCCGUUUCGCUGGGCGGAGAAACGCGCACGCGUGUUUCGCUUUAUAUCCAUUGCGAAUCAAACUUUUUAACAAUUAAGAUUAAUUAGCGUGUCAGUACUAUCUAAGUUAGGCUCGCCCGGAGGAAUCUUUUACUGUAUUAUCUAAUUGUGAGACGUACGUAAUGCUUUCCGCAGGAUUUAUACGCACACUUUGGUCACGUGAGUCGUAAGUUUCUUUCAGGAGAAGAUCUGGGCGAAUAUUCUAGGCAUUUAAAUAGAUACCGUAACUUCGAAUUAAUACUAAUUUCAUUAUCUACGACUGUGAUAUAAAUAUAUGUAUUUGUAUCGUUACGUUUCGUAACAUGUAUCCGCAUUAAUCAAUCACUUGGAGAUAUAAGUUCAUGAAUAACCAAUGUAAUGAUAAUUAUUGUGCUAAUAAAUAGUAACUUCAUGAAACAAAAUA